This is a messenger RNA of Acanthosepion pharaonis, 1881 nucleotides long. The record is from the annotation of a GenBank genome assembly. Lineage: Eukaryota; Metazoa; Mollusca; Cephalopoda; Sepiida; Sepiidae.
AUGAAAACAGGAAUAAAGAAAAUUUGUACAGAACUUCAAAACAAUGAAAUGAAACUCAAAUAUUACAGUGUAAAUAAAGAUGAAUUCUCGAAAAACUCUGCUAAUUAUAGUGCUCCAUCACCUCCAGAAAGAGACUUGACACUACCACAUCCUCCAAUAUCCUCUGAAGCUCUGGCAUGGAAAAAAGAGAAAACACUAUCUCCUCUUUCUUGUGAGAAACAUAACGUUGCUCAUUUGUGGAAAGAAGAGAAUGAUUCAGAUCGCUUCAUCCAACAUGGACGUUCAGAAAGCCUUCCAAUUGAUUCCACUCAUGAGAGUCCCAGUCUACAUCUUCGUAGUUAUUAUAGCUGUACAGACGUCUAUAAAGGAAAACCCUCAGAACGACCAUCUAUAUAUGGAGUUUCUGACUACAUGGAUAUGUCUGGUCGGCAUCAAAAAGAAUGGUCCCAAAUUUGCUCUAAAAUGACAGAUAAAGCCUCUUCCAAUGUUGUGUCAGUGAAUACCAAAAAAAUGAGGACAUCUAGCUGCACAAGUUACCGCAUCCAUGCCAAUUUUGAGCCUGAGGAGGAUCCUCCUCCGCAAUUACCACCUCGAGCUUACCGGAACAUGCCAGACACUUCUGGAAACUUAAACUGGAUAAAGGAAAUUGUACAAGCCACAUCACUCACUGACUUAUCAAAGGGACGGCCUUCACAAUCAGUACCCAACCAGAAUGUGACAUCCCCAUCUCAAUCUGAGUUGUUUAUACCUAGUCCAAUACUUCAAACUAACAGCAUACAUAAGAUGCCAUCACCUGAAUCAUGUUCUCAGAAAAUGCAGUUUCAUUAUCGCUCUUCAUCUGAACAAUGUCUAACAUCAAUUGGAAGUGCUGACCAAAUGAAAAUUCCAUUAUAUGUAUCAUUGGUUAAUAUACCUACUGAAGAAGGUCUCCCCUUAGCAGUAGACAAGCAGCGUAAUCUAGUGUCUGUGAAGCAGCGGAUCCACUUUUUUGAAUAUGAUAGUAAUGGACAACUGGUGGGAAAUCGAAUUCCUCCACCAGUUCCUGCAAAACCAACUUCUUUAGUAUUAAGAAAAAAGGUUCCCAAGGAAGAAGGAUUUUCGCCUACUCAGCCAAGUCCAGAGAUAGAUCCAUCAGCAGGGAAACCCUUCAAUUUGUUAACAGAGAAACCAUCUGAAGCCUCAAAGGAUAUAACAGAAACUGCUGAUGAAAAAUUAGAAGUAAGGUGCAACAGGACAGAGCAUUUUCAGUGCAACAUCAAAGAAAAUGUGGAUACUGCUGCUGAUAAAAUUUCUUUACUACUACCCGAGGCUGAAGAAGUUAGGAAUAAUUUGGAAUAUUUUCAACAAUCAGCAACAUUGCAAGAUGAACAUAUUGACAAAGAAGUCCUUAUUAGAAAAAAGAAUGCUUUACGAGACAGCCUAAGAAGGAAGUUGGAUGUAUUGCGUGAAGCGAAAUUGAAUGUUGAAGCAGAAAUUCAAGAAAUAGAUAUCAUGAAGAAAAAUAUCUGUAGCCAAUUUGAAAAUGUUUGCCCAAAUGUUAAUGAGCGCCGCAAGUUGACUGAUUUUUUCAAAGAUCGAGAAAUGUGUCAAGUCCUUUUGUCAAAAUUAAAAGUUCGGAUAACUCGUCUUAAAAAUGAAAUGGAGGAAACAAGCCCAAGUCAUGAUCUUAAUGAUAAACUGUCAAAACUUGAAAUUCAUUUUUCAUUGGUUCUUUUCUUUUUCCUUGUGCAGGCAGGUCUAUUUAUGGAAUGUUUCCCACCUCUUGCCGCAUGUCUUAAGUAUAUUAUUAGUGUUAUUUCUCUCUUCUUUUUUUUUCAUUCUCUGAACCAUUUGAGGAUUGCUUCAUGGCAUGAAACUCAUGGUAAAGUUUUGUAUCUCUAA